AGUAUUUAAAGGCCCAUUUUUAGUUGGGAAUAACUCUCGUAGUCUCAUGUUUUCAGGGAACUAAUUCUUAAAUAGACCACCCUAUACGAACUAUAUAAAUGAUGAACAUCACUGAUUUGCAUCUCUCAAAAAUUCCCACCUACUUCAGAAUCUCCAAAGUUGAGCCAGGCUCUACCUUCCUCCUCAAACUCCAUCCGCUCUCUGACAAACCUUCUUCCAUCCAUUUGGCAAGCAGCAGAGGACAACAUGCAGUGAUUAUAAGCAGGAGCGUCACAAUUAGUGAUUAUAAUCAAAGUACGCAUCAAGAAAUAGUUAUGACGAGAGAAAAUAGUGAUCAAGUUGUUGAGCUUGUUGGGAUUAGUGAGGAGAUGAUGACGAAAAAACCGGUGACGACGACUACUAGGGACGGUGGUUGGGAGUCAAGAUCGGCAGCGCCGAUAGUGGCGAUGGUUGUCGUUCAAGUGAUAUUCGCAGGGUCACAAAUUCUGACCAAAUUGGCCAUCAAUAAGGGAAUGCUAGUGUUUGCCAUUUUGACUUACCGUCAUCUCGUUGCUGCUCUUUGCAUCGCUCCAUUGGCUUUCCUCUUUGACGGGAAAGUUGACAAGAAUUUGGAUCCAAAGGUUUGUCUUUGGACAUUUUUUACAGCUCUAACUGGGAUAACAUUGGGGAUGGGAUUAUUCUAUUAUGGUCUCAAGGAUACAAGUGCAACUUAUGCUACCAACUUUAGCAAUUUAAUUCCUAUAGUAACCUUCUUCCUUUCUGUGGUUGUUCGAAUGGAGACUCUGAAAUUGAACAGUCGAUGGGGGCGAUUUAAAAUAGUAGGUGCAUUCCUAUGUGUUGGAGGGGCUCUGGUUAUUAGUCUAUAUAAGGGAAUAUCGUUGCCAUUCUUUCAUUUCAACUCUCAUCAUAAGGAGGUUACAACCAUUGUAAGCAAAACAAGUCAACAUUGGACACGUGGCACCAUUUUAUUGGUUUCUAGUUGUCUUGGUUAUGCCCUAUGGUUUAUUGCACAGGCCCGACUGCUAAAAGUACUCCCAUCAAAGAAUUUGGGAAAUUUUCUGACUUGCGUGACAGCAUCAAUACAAACAGCAAUUCUGGGGAUAUGUUUGGAUAGAAGUUGGAAUUCAUGGAGUUUAGGUUGGAAUGUGAAGCUAGUCAAUGUUCUUUUUUCGGGUGCAUUGGCUUCAGCGGCAUCAUUCUAUUUGAUUAUUUGGGCUGUUGAAAAGAAAGGACCAGCUUAUCCCUCCAUGUUUGAUCCUCUCUCUGUAGUGUUUGUGGCUAUUAUUGAAGCUAUAUUCUUUGGCGAGGAUUUCACAAUUGGAAUCUUGUUAGGAAUGAUACUCAUGAUUGCUGGAUUAUACAGUUACUUGUGGGGGAAAAGAGGCGAGUUAAGAAACAGGUCAACUAUCGAUGUUACAUUAUCAAAUGUUAACAAAGAAGUUGUCAGUUCUAUAACAAGCAUUGAUGUUUGAAAUGUUAUGAACCAUUUUUAGAUGAUUAUGUAAUGAUCAAUGCAUGGAAAGUUAAUUUUGCGUGUGCUAAAAACAACAAGAGAUAUUAUCUAAUUGCAAAAGUAUGUAUUGAUAAAAUAACAAACUAAAUAAAUGGACACAAAUCAAUGUACAAUAAAUGUUAAGGUCGAUUGCAACACAAUCACAAUUGUGACUGUCAUUAUGAUCGGUUAAAACUAAGAGUUAUGUAUAAAAAGUUUAACUUAUCUGGAAGAGCGGUCAAGAAUUUCAUAUAUAUUAAUUAAAUAUAUUAUACUAAACAUGUGCUAGGACAGAUAUUUCACAAUAUCUCUAAACCAAUCUUAAAUCAUGAAAGCAAACAACUAAUCAAAUCACAACCAAACAUAGGUAUGAUAUCACAAUGAGAUUUGAAAUUUUAUUUUAAGAAGUUAACUUGAUAGGAGAAGUAAUCCAAAAUAUUAAAUAUCAGUUUGUUAUUUUGUAUCAAGUAUUUUUUAGUCUUCUAAAAUAGGAAUUUUAUCAAUCCAGGACGUGAAAGCUAAGUUCACUAUCACUAAGGGACUCGAAAGAUAAAAUGUGUUGAUAUAGGACCCGAAUGAUUGAAAACUAUCAAUCUAAGACCUAAAAUAUCGUAGGUUUUGAUCUAUUUAAUUUUUAUUAAUUCCUUUGCUAUUUUUAUUGUUUUAUUCUUCACAAGACUUUAUUACUUUUAUGAGAUUAAAUGAUAUUUAGUUUUUUAAGAUAAAAAAUAAUAAAAUUCACGGAAUUAUAGGUCUUAUGUUGACAGUUUUCAACCAUGUGAACACUAUAUCGACACACUUUAUCUUUCAGGUCCCGAAUGAGUUUUUCCCCAUAAUAAUGCUAAUUAAAUAAAUAAAUCCUAAAAUACUGUUGGGUUAAAAAUAAUUCUCAAAAUACCGCUGGAGUUAACCGUGGUUAAGAAAAGCUGCCACUUCAAGUGGCGGCUCUUCUCUUACAAUACAAAAGCCGCCACUUGAAGUGGCGGCUCUUCUCUUACAGUACAAAAGCCGCCACUUGAAGUGGCGGCUCUUCUCUUACGGUACAAAAGCGGCCACUUGAAGUGGCGGCUCUUCUCUUACAGUACAAAAGUUGUCACUUCAAGUGGCGGCUCUUCUUUUACAGUACCCCAUCAGCUAAUUCAACCGGAAAAAAACACAAAAACUUGCUCAGUACUAUACAAUCAACUCAGAAACAUCAAGCAACUGCUAUUUAUAGUCAAUAUAGAGCACUAAAAAACAAAACAUAUCCGAGACACAAAAGGAGUCAAUGAAAUAUAUUGGAUCACAAUACCAGAAAUAUCACAUAAAGUUUAUAAUAAAUCCAAUGUUUCAAAAAACAAUUCGAUCAAGUAUUUAACACAAUAAUGUAAAGUACUGAGGUCGGGGGCAUGUGCGCUGAUUGCUUGUGCUAGGUACACAGAUUACUAGGAGUAUGGCCACAUCCUGGGACAUAUAUUUGGGGGUCCGCCUUGAGGAUGCCUUGGUUGAGAUAACAUUUUAUUGCUUUACCUGCUGAUGGCAUGGUCCACUCUAUAUUGACUAUAAAUAGUAGUCGUUUAAUGUUUCUGAGUUGAUUGUACAUUACUGAGCAAGUUUUUGUGUUUUUUUCUCCGGUUGAAUAAGCUGGUGUGGUAUUGCAAGAGAAGAUCCGUCACCCUAAGUGGCGGCUUUUGUAAUGCAAGAGAAGAGCCGCCACUUGAAGUGGCGGCUUUUAAUUUGUACUGUAAGUGAAGAGCAGGAAAUAGUGUUAGCUGCGUGGGUGUAGUCCGGGGAACAUGUGUUUGGGCCCAACUUCACAUAUUUUUGGAUGCACCAAGGUACUACUUAAAGCUCCUACUUUUGACUGCUGCUUCUGGGGAUAUUGGUAAUGGAGAAGCAAUUCAAGCAACCGAGAGCUCUCUAUGAUCCUUGGUGCGCUCUUGAAGACCAAGUCGAGGACAGUUUUGGUUGACAUCAUCAAUAAGAAUGGUUUGCAGAUGUUACACAACAUAUUGAAGCGAUAUAGGAGGGAAUUCAAUAAGACACCUAUUCUUCGAAAGCUGCUCAAGGUACUGGAAUAUCUGGCAUUGAGAGAGAUCCUUACAACCUGGAGUGGAGAGCUUUAGAGAGUCGAUCUUAGCAUUGACUGAGCACAUAGACAAACAGGUAAUCAGUUGCAUCUCAGGAGAUGCUGUUGCCAGCCCCAUUUAUUAUUUUGAAUUUUUAUCAAUUUGUAUGGAUUUUUUAUUUAUGAUGCUUGUUAUUUAUUUGAAAGCAAACCUCACAAAAGAUUAUUCAUGUGUUGAUUCAUUUUUAAUGUAUGCAAAAAGGGUGAUUUAAUUAUGAUACCUAUUAUUCUUGAUCAUUGAUUGCUGCAUUUUUAGUCACAAUAAUCAAUAAAGAAAAGGUUGUCAUGCACUC
Molecule: messenger RNA, 3892 nt
Organism: Cuscuta epithymum
Lineage: Eukaryota; Viridiplantae; Streptophyta; Magnoliopsida; Solanales; Convolvulaceae
Source: the annotation of a GenBank genome assembly